CAACCCCCCUCGGCAAACCUACCUCUCUAUAUAUUCUUAAUUUCUUAGUCAAAUUUGCGUACAUUACUUCAACUCGAUCAAAGAAAUACAUACAUAUAGUUCCAUUCUAAUGGAGUGGACAUCUCUCUCGAGCUCAGAGCUGGUGAUAUAUAUAAAAUUCCACCCGCUGCAGAGCUUCAUUUUUUGACAUUUUCUUCAUCAAUGUCCCCAUUUAUUCGAUAAUGAUGAUGAUUCCCCUGUAACCCUCUCUCUCCGGUUUCUCCCUCUCUACCACACCCUUCCUUUGUUUCUCAGAUGCCAUGGAGGCUCUGAGACCUUCAACACCCGCCUCUCUGCUCCAGCAUUCAUCAUCUGCUUCGAGAUCGAUAAGUUUUAGGAGCAAUCGACUAUGGCUCGGGUCUAAAACUGUCCGAACAAAGCCAGGAAAUCUGAGUCUGAAGAAGGGAAGUCGUCGUUUGACGGUCCAAUGCACGGCGGAUGGAAUAGAGAGGGGGUUGUUCGUGGGGAGAGGAGGAGGGGGCGGUCAUGAGGCGGUAGCAGAGGGCAGGAAAGCGGCGGUGAGCCUGCCGGAGAGGUUCAAGGUGGUGGCCUUGAUGGCAGCGAUGAUGUGCCUCUGCAAUGCCGACCGGGUGGUGAUGUCAGUAGCCAUUGUCCCCCUCGCGGCCAAAAACGGCUGGUCCAGCUCCUUCUUGGGCAUUGUCCAGUCAUCAUUCUUAUGGGGAUAUAUAUUCUCUUCGGUGAUCGGAGGAGCACUGGUGGAUCGAUAUGGCGGGAAACGGGUAAUGGCUUGGGGAGUGGCCUUAUGGUCUCUGGCCACUCUCCUCACCCCAUGGGCCGCCAACCACUCGACCCUUGCCCUGUUGGCCAUCCGGGCCUUCUUUGGCCUCGCCGAGGGUGUAGCCUUGCCCUCUAUGAGCACCCUCUCCUCGAGGUGGUUCCCAACACAUGAGCGAGCAAGUGCAGUCGCCGUUUCAAUGGCCGGGUUUCAUCUUGGAAAUGUUGUCGGGCUAAUAUUGACUCCAAUUAUGAUGUCGUCUCUUGGUGUUUCCAGUCCUUUCACUUUCUUCUCAUCUCUCGGACUAGUAUGGCUAACAACGUGGGUCUAUGGAGUGACGACCAAUCCGCAGGACAGCCCUUUUAUCAGCAAAUCCGAGCUCCGGCUGAUCCAAGAUGGGAAGUCCGAAUCUUCUGUGAAGAAGAAUAAGUUCCCGCCUCUGCGUCAUUUGCUAUCCAAACUGCCAACAUGGGCGAUUAUAUUUGCAAACAUAACAAACAACUGGGGAUAUUUUGUGCUGCUCUCGUGGAUGCCCGUCUAUUUUAAAACGGUGUUUAAUGUGAACUUGAAGCAAGCAGCUUGGUUCAGUGCUGUUCCUUGGGGGACGAUGGCGAUCUCGGGCUACAUUGCAGGAGCUGCCUCCGAUCGUUUGAUUAAGGCAGGCUACUCUUUGACCCUAGUUCGAAAGAUCAUGCAGUCCAUCGGGUUUAUCGGACCUGGGAUUGCUCUCCUCUGCUUGAACUAUGCCAAUUCAGCAGUUACUGCAGCUGUUUAUAUCACAGCAGCUCUUAGUUUGAGCUCUUUUAGCCAGGCAGGAUUCCUUCUCAACAUUCAGGACAUUGCUCCUCAAUGCGCGGGAUUCCUUCAUGGAAUAGCAAAUUCAGCUGGGACGUUUGCUGCAAUAGUCAGCACAAUCGGGACAGGUUAUUUCGUGCAGUGGCUCGGAUCGUUUCAAGCUUUUCUAACACUCACUGCUGCUCUCUACUUCAUCACUGCUGUAUUUUGGAACCUCUACGCUACCGGAGAACGAGUCUUCUAAUUAAGUUAGCAUAGAUUUAGCGAUCCCAAGGAUGAUAAACUGAAUUGAAGUCACCUUUCUAGUAGGUAGGUACAAGACAUAUAACCAAUGUUUGCUAGAAUCAUUUUGUAAUUGAUUCGAUUUAGAAGCUGGGGAAAAACAAAAAAAAGGUUUAACUUUGUAUAGCCCUUUCUUCAAUUCGUGAUUGGCACUAGGGUGUGCACAGAUAUCAGUUAUAUCCGGAACCGGUCGGAACCUACCCGUUAGGGUAAAGUCCGGAUAGCUCGUAUUGAAAAUAGGGUAGGAUCUAGGUAUUAAAAUUAGGAAUCGGUGAAAACAGGUGCCGAUUUCGAUUCCUGCAUAUAGGCUACCCAGAACCAAAAUCGAAACCGAUACCCAGAUCUGAUAAUAACUUCCCCUAGU
Messenger RNA from Punica granatum (pomegranate), 2216 nucleotides. NCBI's taxonomy places the organism in Eukaryota, Viridiplantae, Streptophyta, Magnoliopsida, Myrtales, Lythraceae. The record is from RefSeq and is a predicted model, not a curated record.